AUGAACCCAUUCUCCAAUCGGGUCUGGAUGGGUGAGCCUAAAAUCAUCUUAGGAGUUGACAUAGGUACAACAUCCAGCGGCAUCUCAUAUGCUUAUCUACUUCGAGGGUAUGUCUUACUAAACUUGUCAUUCGACCCACCAACCCUUUGGCACAGCCAACCACCCACCAUUGGUAGGGUAGGCGACUGGCCUGGUCAGGAAGCCCAUAUGGAUGAGAAAAAGGCUGUGUCGUUUGGUGCCGAUUCGUUAAGCGCGGAGACGGAGGAUCGGGCGGAAGAUGAAGGUUGGGUCCUUGCAAAACAUUUCAAGCUUCAUCUGCAUCCUUCCACGUUGACAAAGGCUCAUGACCUUCGUGUUGACCCACUCCCUGGAGGGAUACCAUUGUCAACGAUAUACCGCGAUUUUUUUCGUUUCUUGGUUGAUCAUACCAAGGAAGUCUUCCGUAAUCGUGUUCUUGACGGAGGGCUUGUCUGGGAACGACUGUUUCCAACAGCGGAUGUUGUAAUGGCUCAUCCGAAUGGAUGGGGCUUCAGGGAGCAAGACUUCAUGCGGAAGGCAGCCAUUGACGCGGGGAUCAUUUCGCCAUUUGACGCGGACUCCCAUCUUAUUUUCGUAGCAGAAGGGGAAGCCAGCGUCCACUACUGUUUGCACCGCGCAAAUCUUUCGGCUCAGUUUCAUCCAAGUCUCAGUUUUGUUGUUUGCGAUGCUGGUGGUUCAACCGUGGACACAACAGCAUAUGUGGUUGACGCAGUCAACCCGUGUCUCCUGAUGCAUGAAGUGAGGGCCUCGUCUUGCGUCCAAGCCGGCGGUGUAUUCGUAGACAAGGGGGCCUCCCAGUAUUUCAACAAAUUAUUAUCGAAUCCUGUAACACAGCUGUGUGAGGAUGAGGUAUCCGAUUAUGUUAAGGCCGCCACAACGGAUUUCGAAAGUAGUGCCAAGAAGGCGUUUAAGAAUCAGUCAAGCACUGCAAAUAUAGCAGUCGGACAAAGUCGUCUCAACAUCGAGGCUGCUGGAGUAAAGCGUGGUAGAAUCAAAGUGGAUGGAUCCGUUAUCCAAUCAUGGUUCAAUCCUCUGGUUGAUCAGGUCGUACAAUCUCUCUAUGAGCAGAUGCUGGGGACCGCCUGCAGAUACGUUCUGUUGGUUGGUGGCUUUGGCGAGAACGCUUACCUUCGAGAAAGAAUCCGUGCGACCUUCGAAUCACGAAACUGUCAGGUCGUCACAUUAAAUGAUUCAACGUGCAAAGCAGUCUCAGACGGUGCUGUCAUUUGGCGUAUCUCAUGCUCGGUUAUCAAACGAGCAGCCCGUUUUCAUUAUGGAAUCAUUGGGAGUCAUGUUUUUCGGCCUUCAGACCCUCUCCAUACUGGCAGACCCGUUUACAAAGAGGUUGAAGGUGGGCUUUGGGUCCAAGGAGUCUGGUUCCCGAUAGUAGCUAAGGGUUCCUUAUUCUCUCCCGAAGAAAGCGUGGCUAAAACAUUCCACUACAUUUACAAAUCAAGAGAGGACAUACCAAGAACGAUCACGAUGCAGCUGUAUGCCUUCGCACCACCCGAUGUGAAUCAACCCUAUUGGGCAAUGGACCUAAAUGGCAAUCUUCUUCCGGGCUUUGAGAAAGUUUGUACAAUUACCGCCGAACUCGGAAAUGACUAUUCUUCUGUUGGAGAGCAUCGGGAUAGUCAAGGUAGGACGUUUUGGUCUCAGGAAUACAAAAUUAGAGUGGGAUUUGGGGGGACCGAAUUACAUUCACUGUUGGAGUGGACACAGGGAAGUAAGGUAUACCGAAGCAAGACUGUGAUGAUACCGAACUCGUUGGCAUAAUCUCCAACAAUGUAGUCCUCAUCGUUGUUCUAAUUUGUCAACUGGUGUAUUUUUUUGUGCAGGCAACAUUUGGACUUUUAUUCGUUAGCCGCGAUAUUCUACUGCGAGAAAAGAUGCUCUGUGGGAAGGCGACUGGGCGGAAUUAUGAUCGGUUUUCACUAGGUUUGAGCAAUUGACAUUGGAUACGAAAAUGUAGUCAUGAGCAAGACAUCACUGCUGAGUCGAUUAAAUAUUCUUUUC
Molecule: messenger RNA, 2055 nt
Organism: Cantharellus anzutake
Lineage: Eukaryota; Fungi; Basidiomycota; Agaricomycetes; Cantharellales; Hydnaceae
Exons: 10
Coding region: 1-1815 (604 amino acids)
Source: RefSeq, a predicted model, not a curated record